Schistosoma turkestanicum is the source of this 4402-nucleotide messenger RNA. NCBI's taxonomy places the organism in Eukaryota, Metazoa, Platyhelminthes, Trematoda, Strigeidida, Schistosomatidae. The record is from the annotation of a GenBank genome assembly.
GGCGGGUAUUUCCUCUCGAGUGUAGGUUUUCUAUGGCAACUGGUUCGUCAGAUAACUUAUUGGAUUCAGAAAGCGAGUCUGAGCGGCAUAAUAUAUGUUCUGCUUGUUCUCCAAGUUGUAUGGAUUGUUGUCGAAAUUGUCGAGGUCCGAAAAUUUAUCACGCUCGUGUGGUUAAUGUUGGCAGACCAUCAAAAACUCAGAAAUUUCCUUCAAAUCGGAUCAAUAAUCAAAAAUACAGCGUAAUAAGUUUCAUUCCUCUGGUUCUUUUUGAACAGUUCAGUGUAUUUUUAAAUCUCGUCUUCCUCGUAAUUGCAUGUAGUCAAUUUAUUCCUGAACUUGGUGUGGGUCGGCUGUAUACAUAUUGGGGGCCACUGGGUUUUGUAAUCGCUGUAACACUGAUUCGAGAAGCGGUGGAUGAUAUUGGCAGGUGGUCUCGUGAUCGAGAUGUCAAUAUGGCUAUCUAUGGAAAAUAUGUCCGCAACAAGGAGGUUGCUGUUAUGAGUUCUGAUAUCAAAGUUGGUGAUCUUAUUCAUCUAGAGAAAAAUCAACGAGUUCCAGCAGAUAUGAUCUUAGUAUGGACAUCAGAUCGAAAUGGUUCUUGUUUCAUACGAACGGAUCAGCUUGACGGUGAAACUGACUGGAAACUACGUUAUGCUAUACCAACUACACACGCUUUUGUCAAUCGUGCUGGUGAUCCAAGUUCACUAUGGGAUAUGGAAGCUCAAGUUUAUGCUGAAGCACCGAGACAAAAUAUUCAUAAUUUUGAAGGAACAUUUGUUCGUACAGAUGUCGAUCCUACCUCACCAACAGAUUCUGAAGCGUCAGAAGUUUCAUUAAAUGUUGAUCAUACACUUUGGUCUAACACUGUACUAGCUACUGGAAGUGCUAUUGGUUUAGUUAUAUACACAGGAUCGGAAACACGUGCAGUGAUGAAUUCUAGCAGAGUACGUACAAAACGUGGCAAAAUUGAUCAAGAGAUAAACAACAUCACAAAACUCUUAUUCUGUAUUCUAGUCAUCCUAGCUCUAAUUAUGGUUUCACUGAAAGGUUUCAGUGGAUCUUGGUAUAAAUAUUGGUGGCGUUUUAUCGUCCUAUUCUCGUAUAUCAUUCCUUUGGCACUGCGUGUCAAUUUGGAUUUGGCAAAAAUUGUAUACUCUUUUAUGAUAAUGCGUGAUAGAGCCUUACCAAACUGCCUUGUUCGUAAUACUAAUAUACCGGAAGAAUUGGGACGUAUUUGUUAUUUAAUGUCAGACAAAACUGGUACACUUACACAAAAUGAAAUGAUUUUUAAAAAAUUACACUUGGGUAGUGUAGCUUUUGCAUCGGAUUCCAUGGAAGAAGUUGUCCAAGGAUUGCGUAACCACUUUACUACCGGUUCUACAGCUGGCAGUUUGUCAGAUCCAUUGACUCGUCAAGUUCGUCGGACAACUAAUGAACGUAUGGCUGAUGCAGUAUUAGCCAUAGCUAUCUGUCAUAAUGUUACACCGAUGACAGAAACUUACUCAACUCCUGGAUCGAUUGAUGUAUCAUCAAGUAAAGAGAGUAAAGAAUCUAUGGCUAUGGUGGAAUUAUCCGAUCCAGUUGGUUAUCAGGCUAGUUCACCGGAUGAAAUAGCUCUUGUCUCAUGGACUGCAACUGUCGGUGUAACACUUGUAUUUCGUGAUUUACACAGAAUGCGUUUACGUCUACCUAAUGACACUAUUGUUGAAUAUGAAAUAUUAAAUUUAUUCCCAUUUUCAUCGGAAUCUAAACGAAUGGGUAUUAUUGUCAGGGAUUAUUCAUCGAAAAAAAUUAUAUUCUAUGUUAAAGGUGCAGACACUGUUAUGGCUAAUCUGGUAUCCUAUGUUGAUUGGUUAGAAGAUGAAGCUGGAAAUUUAGCUAGAGAAGGAUUAAGAACUUUGGUUGUUGCAUCGCGUACAUUAACUGAAGAACAAUAUUCAGAGUUUGCUAAAUUAUAUCAUAACGCUAAAAUGUCCUUAACCGGUCGUGUGGAAAAAAUGCAGUCAGUUGUAGCAACUUUAGAAACAAAUUUAGAAGUCCUUUGUUUAACUGGUGUAGAAGACAAACUUCAAGAUGGAGUUCGGCCUGCAUUAGAAGCUUUAAGAAAUGCCGGUAUACGUGUUUGGAUGUUGACUGGGGAUAAACUUGAAACAGCUGCAUGUAUUGCUAAAUCCUCGCGUUUAGUUGGUCGUGAUACACCAAUGUAUAUGUUUAAAUCAGUGAAUGGUCGAAUGGAAGCUCAUUUAGAAUUGAAUGCUUUUCGUAAGCGUUGUGAUCAUGCCUUAUUGAUAACUGGAACAUCAAUGGAAACAUGUUUAAGAUUUUAUGAACAUGAAUUUGUUGAAUUGGCUAGACAAUCACCGGCUGUUGUUGUAUGCCGUUGUUCACCGACACAAAAAACACAAAUUGUCACUUUGUUACGAUAUCAUACAAAAGCCAGAGUAGCAGCUAUCGGUGAUGGAGGCAAUGAUGUGGGCAUGAUUCAAGCAUCGGAUCUUGGUCUUGGUCUAUUAGGUAAAGAAGGUCGACAGGCUAGUUUAGCGUCGGAUUUCAGUUUAGCACAAUUUAAACAUGUCACUCAAUUGUUACUUGUUCAUGGAAGAAAUUGUUACAAGAAUACCGCUGUAUUGACAUUGUUUGUUAUUCACCGAGGUUCUAUAAUCACUGUUAUGCAAGCGAUAUUUUCCGCUGUUUUCUAUUUUGUUGCAAUACCAUUAUUCCCAAGUUUUCUAUACGUUGGUUAUGCUACAGUAUUCACUAUGUUUCCUGUGUUCUCAUUGGUACUUGAUAAAGAUGUACCAGAUCGUAUUGCUAUAACCUAUCCUGAAUUAUAUAAAACCUUACUGAAAGGUCGUGAAUUAACUUUUAAAACUUAUUUCAUUUGGCAAUUGAUAAGUGUUUAUCAAGGCGGUGUCAUCAUGUAUGGUGCAUUGUUACUAUUUGAAGAUGAAUUUAUUCAUGUUGUAGCUAUCACAUUCACUGCUUUAUUAUUAACUGAAUUAUUAAUGGUAGCCAUUACUAUACGUACAUGGCAUUUAUUAAUGAUUUUAGCUGAAGUAAUCAGUUUAGCCAUUUAUAUUAUGGCCUUGAUUGUUAUGAAAGCAUAUUUUGAUUCGGUAUUUUUACGUACAAUUGGAUUUGUAUGGAAAGUUCUAGCAAUCACUGGUGUCAGUUGUAUACCAAUAUUGAUAUUGAAAUUUAUUCAUUAUCGAUUUAGACCAUCAAUCUAUUCAAAAUUGCAAUAAAGGAAAAAAAAAGUAAUCCACUUUGUAUGAAUGAGAUUCUUUGUGUCAGUGAAUCGAUCUAUCUAUGCACAUACAUAUAUACACAAUUUUAUUUACAAUAAUGGAUUAUUCUCUCUUUCACAAAAAUAACAAACCAACUAGAUUUUCACAAGUUUUUUUUUUGUUUUGUUUUAAAAAAGUAAUAAUCAUUCAUUUGUUUAAUUAACUUUUGUUAUUUUUUAUGUUAUUUUUUAUUUUUUACUUCAUGUUCUGUGAUGCAUCACUUACGAUCUAAGCUGAAUGAUGAUGUUGCUGAUGUAACUAUAUACUAUCUAGCCUAGCCCCUUUUCUUAUCUGCUUAGAUUGUGUACAUUGUGUGAUCUUUUAUGUACUACUUACUACUACUACUGAUCCGAUCGUCAUUGUUCAUUCUAAAUAAAUCCAAGAUCAAUCUCACCUAUUCUCCCCCUUGUUCUCUUUCUCUCUGUUGUCACUUUUUCAAACUUGUUAAUGAUUGAUUGAUUUUUAUCAGUUCACCACAUGAAUAAUAUAACAACAUUUGUGUAUCAACUCCUUCUUACUUCGUUUAAGUAUAUCAACGUUACAGAACAACAAUUUAACCCAGAGUUUAUUGAUUAUUAUUUGUCAUUGGCUGAUUUAAAUACUGACUGAACAGCAAAUAAUGUUUAACUGAAGAUGAUUUUAACAUGCAUUAUUAUUGUUCUGGCCACAGAUGACACACACACUAAAACUAACUAACUACCUAUGUGCUGCUACUGUCAUUAAAGAGAAAUAAUACUCAUACAAAACGAUCAUAUCUGUGAUGCUUCAAUGUAUGUACGUGUGUGUGUGUGUGGUGCGCGUUAUUUGAUUCGCAUCGAUUUUGUAUAGUCGAAAAUUUUUAUUCAUGUUGUUUCUUGAUCUGUCUGUCAAUAAGUUGUUUAAUAUUUCUCUGCAAAAAAAAGCAACACAACUUUUAUUUACUAUUAUAAAUCAUCAUCAUCAUUGUCAUUGUAAUUUAUUAUUAUUUAAUAAACUUAUUCGUGAUGUGCAAAAUUUGCUUUGGCAUUGAAACUAAUCAUCAUUGUAAAACUUGUGAUAUAUAUUUAUGUACACACUGUUUUCAUUUACACUCUGUACUCACCAAACUAGGUUAAUUUUCAUUUAUGAUGGUGUGU